AUUUGUUUGGAGUGGUUUGAAGUGUUUGGUAUCAGACAACUUUACAGUAAAUAGCGAAAUUUAAUCUUUUUUUUUGCAAAUACACAACUCGAAAGAUGCUUGCUGCGGUAUUUAUGCGAAGGAUUCUUUUCAAACAGCCUUUAAAAUAUGCGAUCACUGUGAGUUUAUAUAAGAUAGAACGUAUUUUUAAUAUUUCAUGGCUUGUCGACUUAAGAAUUUUUGUUAUGUUCUAGAACGGUUUGAUAGCUGGACGACCUUGUUUUUCAACAACGACAAGUCGAUUGGGUAACUAUUUUUCAAAUGCAUUCUCUCUUUAGAGCUCGUAUAAUCUGUACAGUUCCUUUUGUACAUAAAGUUAAAUUUUUAUAGCACGAAUUUUAAGAUAAGACAGUCCAUCAAUAUUUGACAUAAUUAGCAACUAUUUGAUACAUUUGACGCUUAUAGUAUACCGGAUGUGUUUGAAUGAGCUUGAGCAAAGAACAGAUAGUUUUUUUUAUAUGUUUCUGUGUGUAAACACUACAAACAGAUGGAUUGUCAGGACGGGCAAUCCGUGUAGGUCAUCACAAUCUUGUUCCCUGAUUUUACCCUAGGAACGAGGUCGAAGUCAUCGAUGGAUGAUCAGCUUGAGGGCGAUCCCUCUAUGUGUAUACAUACUCCAUUAGACAAACUGUCAGGAAAAUCGAACAUGAUUUGUUGCCAGAAUCAUUGCUAAGUAUAGAUUGAACUAUCCUGACUAAUUCAUCUAAGUAUUUUGUCUUGCAUUUACACUAAAACAGAUGUUCUGUCAUGUGCCAAUCUAAAUUACAAAGCCCGGCCCCAUGUCCAACUUACCUUCAUAUCUUAGCUGGAACCUUUUCCUGACUUUACAGCUGACUUGAACGUUGAACUAAAACGUGGCCAUCCUGUCAUUUCAAUUCCCUUGCCUACAACCAAUGAAACGUGUGAGUUCACGCUGUACGACGCCCAUUCUGUGAAGAGUUUUAUUGAGAGCAUAAAGGAGGAAGAUGAUGGCAUUAAGGAGGCUCUGAUACAUUCCAUGGACGGCAACCGUGUUGCACAGACGACUAGGCUAAGUGUCUUGCUAACAGAAGGAUUUAAAUUAAAAAUUAAUGAUGAGUUGCAUACUGUACACCCAUCAAGCGAAGGUAUCCAUUAGCAUACAUCAUAUAUAAGCACAUUUAGUGAAAUGCAAAUUAAUUGGGUUAAACUCUGCACCACCUUCCAAAGAAGCUUUGGGAUUGUACAGUGUCAGUGUAUUACUAAACUAAAUUAAGGUUAAUUCAUUUGUAGUAAAUGUAGCAAUACAGGAGAACUCGUUAGAAAAUGUCCGAGACCUUGUUGAAAAGUUGUAUGCUAGUCUUGAUGUUGGAAAUACAAAGGUUUGUUUGCAAAAAAAAAUAGGUUUCCUCCUGUAGUAACACUGGAUCAACAAGGGAUGAUCCUUACUGGACCUCUAGGAAGAACAGUUUAGAACUGAUAGAACUAUCCAAUAAAAUAAAGUUAGUUUAGUUUAGGCUUCCUGCUGUAGUAACACUGGAUCAAUAAGAGAUGAUCCUUACUGAACCUCUAGGGAGAACAGUUUGGAACUGAUAGAGCUAUCCAGUAUAAAUAAAGUUGGUUUAGUUCAGAUUUCCUCCUGUAGUAACACUGGAUCAAUAAGAGAUGAUCCUUACUGAACCUCUAGGAAGAACAGUUUAGAACUGAUAGAGCUAUCCAGUAUAAAUAAAGUUAGUUUAGUUUAGGUUUCCUCCUGCAGUAACACUGGAUCAAUAAGAGAUGAUCCUUACUGAAUCUCUAGGAAGAACAGUUUAGAACUGAUAGAACUAUCCAGUAUAAAUAAAGUUAGUUUAGUUUAGGUUUCCUCCUGUAGUAACACUGGAUCAAUAAGAGAUGAUCAUUACUGAACCUCUAGGAAGAACAGUUUAGAACUGAUAGAGCUAUCCAAAUAUCCAGUAUAAAUAAACUUAGUUUAGUUUAGUUUAUAAAUAGUUUAUAGUUUAGAAUUAAAUUUAGUUUAAAGUGGCCUGACAUGGUAUUUUGUAUUUUCCAAAUACCAGACAGGAACAGAUGAGCAACUUUUAGAAGAAUUAGAAAAAAUCCAUACAGAGCUAGAACCGCUCGAAAUACAAAGACAACAGCUUGAAAAAGGGGCAGAAACACGAAGCAACGUUUUCGUUUGGGGAGGUCUGGCUUUCAUGGCUGUUCAAUUUGGUUUCCUUGCGCGCCUCACUUGGUGGGAAUAUUCCUGGGAUAUCAUGGAACCUGUGACGUAUUUUGUUACAUAUGCUACCAGCAUGGCGUGUUAUGCUUACUUCGUGUUGACCAGACAGGUUAGACCGUUGGUAUAUGAUACAUUUCGAUUCGUUGAACGUUUGCUUCGUGACGACCAUUCGUCUUACAUGCGUAAACGUCUCGCAGCUUGUCAACAAGAUUACUUGUUCCAAGUUGUUGACAAGUCUGUCCUCGAACAAGUUGUUAUUAUCUUGUAACAAGGUUAAGGAGGCCGACAGACUCGCAACAAGUUGUGCCAACAAGUGUGAUAUCGUCUGCACGUAACAAGUUGUUAACAAGUUGAUGACAACAAGCUCGUACUAGCAACUUGUAUUGGUCUUGUUGGAACAACUUGUAGCAAGUCUGCUACCGUCAUCAACCUUGUAACAAGAUGAUAUUAACAACUUGUUCCAGACUGGGGAAAUCCUGGUAUCGGCUUGACCUAGCCAUGGAUCGUACAGUACAAUUUCGUUCAAAGAAGACGAUCAAAACCUCGACCUUAAUUCUUGUUUUCAUUGCAGGAGUACAUGUAUCCAGAAGCACGCAAUCGUCAAUUCUUAAUUUCAUUCCACAAGAAAGCAAAACGCCAUGGUUUUGACAUCGAGAAAUACAACAGCCUCCGUGAAGCGAUCGCUAAAAUCGAAGCUCAAUUAGAAGAACGUCAUCAGCUAAUCAAAUCCUCGGAUGAAUAGGACCGACAUUGUUACAAUUAUAGAACAUUCUUGUUAAUAUAGAACAUUUUGAAAUGACCGACUACUAAAGAAUAUAAUAUGUCGGACUGUCGAGGAUUACAGAAAUGGUGCGUUUCAGAAUCAAUAAGCGUCGUAGGGCAUCAGAUGGUGGUCAACUAGAAAUGUUGACACAGGGUUAGGUUAGGGUUAGAUAAGGCUGAUUUACACUACACCAUUUUUGCCUGAAACUGUCGCAUGCAACCUGCUUACAACUUGAGUUGUACUGUGUAAAUCAAACACACAACUCACCUACGACACUACACAACUUUUGCCUAAAACUGUCGCAUGCAACCUGCUUACAACUUGAGUUGUACUGUGUAAAUCAAGCACACAACUCACCUACGACACUACACAACUUUUGCCUAAAACUGUCGC
Molecule: messenger RNA, 3377 nt
Organism: Paramuricea clavata
Lineage: Eukaryota; Metazoa; Cnidaria; Anthozoa; Malacalcyonacea; Plexauridae
Source: the annotation of a GenBank genome assembly